AUGAAGUUGAUUUUAAAAUCCAGGCGAGCAACAUUCCGACUCACGACAAUUUCGACACCAUUCACGAACCGCCCAACAACCAUCGACCCGGUUCUCGUCAAGAUGUCGACAACUACACAAAAGAAGACCUUCGGCAAGUCGACGAGAGAGGUUCCUCACCACUCGCAGAAGGCCAAGAAGUGGUACCCUGCGGAGGAUGAAGUUGCCCCAAAGAAGGUCCGAAAAACCAUUCGUGCUUCUACUCCUCGAUCAACUCUCACUCCCGGUGCUGUCCUCAUUCUCCUCGCUGGUCGUUUCCGUGGCAAGCGCGUCAUCCUCUUGAAGAACCUCCCACAAGGUGUUCUCCUCGUUACUGGUCCUUUCAAGAUCAACGGUGUUCCCCUCCGCAGAGUCAACGCUCGUUACGUUAUCGCCACUUCCCAAAAGGUCGAUAUCGCCGGUAUUGAGCAAAAGAAGCUUGAUGAGAUCUCGGGGGACAAGUACUUCACAGCAGACAAGGCAGAGAAGAAGAAGGGCGAGGAGGCAUUCUUCCAGCAAGGAGAGAAGCCAGAGAAGAAGAAGCCAUCGUCCAGCCGUGCCGCCGACCAAAAGGCCGUUGAUAAGGCACUCCUGUCCACCAUCAAGAAGACACCCGUUCUCGCAAGUUACCUCGCCAGCUCUUUCAGCCUUCGCAAGGGUGACAGACCACAUGAAAUGGUUUGGUAG
Messenger RNA from Lachnellula hyalina, 705 nucleotides. It is a transcript of the gene RPL6B, whose product is annotated as 60S ribosomal protein. Lineage: Eukaryota; Fungi; Ascomycota; Leotiomycetes; Helotiales; Lachnaceae. The transcript has 3 exons. Gene Ontology annotation, molecular function: structural constituent of ribosome; RNA binding. Bases 1 to 705 code for a protein of 234 amino acids. The record is from RefSeq and is a predicted model, not a curated record. Gene Ontology annotation, cellular component: cytosolic large ribosomal subunit; ribosome. Gene Ontology annotation, biological process: cytoplasmic translation; ribosomal large subunit assembly.